UUUUUUUUCAGUACCUAAUGUUUUGGUGAAUUUUGUACACCCUACUUUCAUGAAUUUUACAAGAUUUUUAAUAUUACUGUACAUACUUUAAUGUACUCGUGAUUAUUUAAAUCAAUACAAUAUUCGUUAUGAAUCAGUCUUGCAUAUUUUGCCUUUCACAUGAUAGAUAUUUACUGCCAUUGGACACAUCUUCCUAUCUUACUGUUUACCCAGGUUUUAAAGAAGAUAUUAAAGAAUACAUACAUCAUCUACAAACGGAAAACUUACUGAAACUAUGUUGGGAGUGUCAGAGGAAAAUUAUGAAUAUAAAGAAAUUUAUAAAAACAGCACAGAAAUGUGCACACACACUCAAAAUGUUUUUGGAGUAUCCUACAGGGGAUCUUCCAAAAUCAGAAUCAAGGCUACAAAUAACAACAGCAGACAUUAUAGACAUAUCCCCUGUUUCUGUGAUAGGAACUAUGUUGGAGGAACCACCUAAAAUUGAACAAAACAUUGAUGAAUUAGAUGUGAAAUUAACUGUGGAACCGUUAGAACCAGAGAUACAGACUAAUAUAAACUUGGAUGUCAUUAAAAUAGAAGAUACUUUUGAUGAGAAUUCUACCCAUUAUGACAACACAUGCUUGAAUGAUGAUUCCGAUGAUGACGUACCUCUCAUUGUGAAAGCUACAGCCCUGAGUCCCUUGAAGACUAAGAAAUCUAUUAAAAAACCAAAGAAUACAAAAAGAAAACAAAUUCGUAAAGGAAAUGUAAAGGUAAAGGUAAGUCAUAGCCCUUAUUAUUAAUUGUCUUCAAAAAAGGAGCAGCUUCACAAU
This is a messenger RNA of Plutella xylostella (diamondback moth), 812 nucleotides long. RefSeq lists its product as uncharacterized. Lineage: Eukaryota; Metazoa; Arthropoda; Insecta; Lepidoptera; Plutellidae. The record is from RefSeq and is a predicted model, not a curated record.